Oncorhynchus tshawytscha (Chinook salmon) is the source of this 3168-nucleotide messenger RNA. It is a transcript of the gene kif2c, whose product is annotated as kinesin family member 2C. Bases 196 to 2301 code for a protein of 701 amino acids. The transcript has 22 exons. NCBI's taxonomy places the organism in Eukaryota, Metazoa, Chordata, Actinopteri, Salmoniformes, Salmonidae. Gene Ontology annotation, molecular function: microtubule binding; ATP binding; microtubule motor activity. Gene Ontology annotation, biological process: microtubule-based movement. The record is from RefSeq and is a predicted model, not a curated record.
UUUCUGAUAGACAAUCUUUGAGAACGCCCUUGCUUCAAUCAGCAUCGCCCUUUUCUACUUCAUCCGCUGACGAGAAACUGAUUUCAAACAUUUGGCGGCGGAUUGGGAUUUGUUUGGUGCUUGACUGUAGCCAGCUAACGUUAGGUUGUAUGUAAAUAACUUUUAAAAACUUGGCAAGUGAGUUUACGCAUUAACAUGGAUUCAACUAUGGCGAACCUUCUUGUUGGACUUUCAGUCAACAUCCAAAGAAGCGAUGGGCGAGUGCAUACUGCAAAUGUCAAAUCUGUGGAUUCCACAAAGCGUACUGUGACGGUUGAAUGGUUAGAGAAAUCUGUAUGCAGGGGAAAAGAGCUUGAAAUGAAUGAAUUAUGGUCCCUGAACAAAGAGCUUUUUGAGCGCAUGAAACCAACUAGUAUACCUGCUCCUCCGGAGAAGAAAUGUGAAAGCCGUCUUCGUUCAUCUGGGGUCCCUGCUCCUUCCAGUCCUUCUACUCCAGCGGGUCCUCCUGAGGAGACAGUUCCACUUCCAAGAAAGUCUACACGGCAGACAUGCUUGUUCCGGACCCUUGCUCCUGUCUCUGAGCUUGCUGCUAAGACUAAGCAUGACUCCCUGUCUUCAGAGUAUCCACCCUCUGUCCUCAAAGCUUCAGGUGUUCCCAACCGAGAGAGGAAAAGGAACAGUCAGAGACCGACUGCUGUCCUGCCCCCAGUCAACGAGGCCCUGAAGGAGAAUGAGGCCAAGAGUGUUUCCUCAGUCACCUCAAGCAGACGGAGAUCAGUGCUACCCCAAGACAUGAGCAAACCAGUGAACAAAAGAUUGUCCCAUGCAGUCAAGAGCUUGGACAUGGUGCCCAAGAAAGGAAAAUUUGAAGACACAAACCGACCGAACAAGCAGUUUUACCAGAUGAUUGAAGAAUUCAGAGAGACCUUGGAAGUACUUCCUUUAUCUCUGUCUGAUAUGGUUGAAGCUCGUAGAAUUUGUGUGUGCGUUCGCAAGCGUCCUCUCAACAGUAAAGAGGUGACUAAGAACGAUAUUGAUGUGGUUUCUAUCCCUGGUAAUGGAACUCUGCUCCUUCAUGAGCCCAAGCAGAAAGUGGACCUGACAAAGUACCUUGACAACCAGGUCUUCCAUUUUGACUACUCCUUUGACGAGUCAUCCACCAAUGACUUAGUGUACAGGUUCACUGCCAAGCCCCUUGUCCAGACCAUCUUUGAUGGUGGGGUGGCAACUUGUUUUGCUUACGGACAAACUGGAAGUGGUAAAACUCAUACAAUGGGAGGAGAUUUUUCAGGGAAAAGCCAGAACAACGCGAAAGGGAUCUAUGCCAUGGCAGCUCAGGAUGUGUUCGCCCUCCUGAAGCAGAGGAGAUAUUCCGGUCUGGACCUGUGUCCCUACGUGACAUUCUUUGAGAUCUACAACAGCAAGGUAUUUGAUCUGCUGAACAAGAAGGCCAAGCUGCGAGUGCUAGAGGAUGAGAAACAACAGGUCCAGGUGGUCGGCCUGCAGGAGAUGUACGUUUCGUGUGCUGAAGACGUCAUCAAGAUGAUUGAGAUGGGCAGUGCAUGCAGGACAUCCGGCCAGACGUCAGCCAACGCCAACUCGUCUCGCUCCCACGCCGUCCUGCAGGUGAUCCUGCGAAGGAGGAACCAGGUGCACGGGAAGUUCUCCCUGGUGGACCUAGCAGGGAACGAGAGGGGCAUUGACGUUCGCAGUAGCGACAGACAGACCCUCGUAGAGACGGCCGAGAUCAACCGCAGCCUGCUGGCUCUCAAGGAAUGCAUUCGCUCCUUGGGGAUGGACAGCCACCACAUCCCCUUCAGGAUGAGCAAGCUGACACAGGUACUCCGAGACUCCUUCAUCGGCGAGAACUCCAGGACAUGCAUGAUUGCAAUGGUGUCUCCUGGAAUGUCCUCAUGCGAUUCCACUGUGAACACACUACGCUAUGCAGACAGAGUGAAGGAACUGAAUGGAACGUUAAAGAUGAAUGAUGCGGAUCUUCCCAAGAAGAUUGAUGAGAUGGAAGUGGAGGACAGCUCAUCAGAAGAGGACUCCAUUGUACCCAUGACCGACGUGUAUGAGGCCAUAUCCCAGGUUUCUGAGCUGGAGGAGAGGGUGCACGAGGAGUUGACGGGAGCAAGUAACAUUAUCAAGCUAAUGGAGAUGCCAUCAUAUGACAUUGAGGCUGGGGCGACCGAUAUUGUGGACUACGCAAGAAAAUUACUGGACACGGUCCUGGCAUUGCAGUCUGCCAUUGAUGGAGAGCGAUUGGCAAGGAUGUCACCCAAAUCAGGUUAUUGCUGAGAGGGACAUCCCUCAACUUGUUCACUUGGGAAUAAUGUUCUGAUAAGUUUUAUCAUGCAGUAACUAUUCAUUAUUGUUCAAUUGGGCAUAAAUUCCCUUCUGCUAACUUUCAUUUAAUGGUACAUGAAAGAACCUUACCUCUGUGUAAAGCCUCUCACUACAUACCAUAGAUCUCUGUGUAAAGCCUCUCACUACAUACCAUAGAUCUCUGUGUAAAGCCUCUCACUACAUACCAUAGAUCUCUGUGUAAAGCCUCUCACUACAUACCAUAGAUCUCUGUGUAAAGCCUCUCACUACAUACCAUAGAUCUCUGUGUAAAGCCUCUCACUACAUACCAUAGAUCUCUGUGUAAAGCCUCUCACUACAUACCAUAGAUCUCUGUGUAAAGCCUCACUACUACAUACCAUAGAUCUCUGUGUAAAGCCUCUCACUACAUACCAUAGAUCUCUGUGUAAAGCUCUCUCACUACAUACCAUAGAUCUCUGUGUAAAGCCUCUCACUACAUACCAUAGAUCUCUGUGUAAAGCCUCUCACUACAUACCAUAGAUCUCUGUGUAAAGCCUCUCACUACUACAUACCAUAGAUCUCUGUGUAAAGCCUCUCACUACUACAUACCAUAGAUCUCUGUGUAAAGCCUCUCACUACUACAUACCAUAGAUCUCUGUGUAAAGCCUCUCACUACUACAUACCAUAGAUCUCUGUGUAAAGCCUCUCACUACUACAUACCAUAGAUCUCUGUGUAAAGCCUCUCACUACAUACCAUAGAUAUCUGUGAAAGUAUGUUAACAGUUCAUGUUUUAAAUUGAUUUGUAUUCAUUUGUCCAGCAUUUAAAUGAUUUGUGAAUAUAAUAAAGGUAUUUACCAAUA